GUGACGCAGGAGGUAGAGAGAGAGAGAGAGAGAGAGAGACAGCAGUGUGGAGUGUGAAGUGGGGGGACAGGUCUGCACGAGGACAUGAGCAGAUAUUUGGGGUCAGAAAGGUGAGAGGAGACCCCUGAUAGGCUCUGUGGUUUGAAGUCACUUGGCAGACUGGACAGUCUGGACUGGGCGGACUGGGCUGCACUAUGGGGGCUGUCCUAGGGUCCUUUGCUGUGGCUCACUGGGCCCGGUGUCUGUGCAGCAGUGCGACCUGCCUGUCCUGCAAGUACUGCCCACACAGCAAGAACUCCAUAGUGACCCGUGUCAUAUACGCCUUCAUCCUGCUGAUCGGCACCAUCAUCGCCUGCAUCAUGCUGUCGCCCGGAGUUGAGAGACAACUGAAAAGGAUCCCAGGAUUCUGUGAGGGUGGAGCAGGCUCCAGUGUUCCAGGCAUGGAGGCUAAUGUUCAGUGUGAGAUCUUUGUGGGGUAUAAGGCGGUGUACAGAGUCUGCUUCGGUAUGAGCGUUUGCUUCCUGGCCUUCUCCCUGCUGAUGAUCAACGUGAAGAACAGCAGAGAUCCUCGAGCCGCAGUUCAUAACGGCUUCUGGUUUUUCAAAAUUGCAUUUAUUAUCGGAGUCACAGUCGGUGCCUUUUACAUACCUGAGGGGCCUUUCACACGAACUUGGUUUGUUGUUGGGAUGGCUGGAGCGUUCGUCUUCAUUCUGAUCCAGCUGGUUUUCCUUGUGGACUUUGCCCACUCAUGGAACGAGUCCUGGAUGGACAGGAUGGAGAAUGGGAACUCGAGAACGUGGUACUGUGCCUUAUUGUCCGUAAUGGGGCUGAACUACGCCCUGUCCAUCACUGCCAUCGUCCUGAUGUAUUUGUUCUACACCCAGUCGGAGGAGUGCGGCCUCAACAAGUUCUUCAUCAGCUUCAACAUGAUCCUGUGCAUCACAGCAUCAGUCGUCUCCAUACUGCCUAAAGUACAGGAUUCUCAACCCAGAUCUGGGCUCCUGCAGUCGUCCGUCAUCACCCUGUACACCAUGUACCUCACCUGGUCAGCCAUAACUAAUGAACCAGACCGCACCUGCAACCCCAGGCUCCUGACCAUCUUCCAGCAGAUCGCAGAACCCACACUGCCCCCGGUGGAGAUGGAGAACCAGACGUUUGUGAUUGUUAUUAAUGAGGACGAACCCGAACUCUCGUCCCCGUACCUGCAGUGGUGGGACGCUCAGAGCAUCGUCGGACUGGGAAUAUUCAUCCUCUGCAUUUUGUACUCAAGUAUCCGCUCGUCCAGCACCAGUCAGAUGAAUAAGUUAACCCUGGCGGCUAAAGAAACCAUCGUCAUGGAGGACAGCUCCCCAGGAAGCUCCUGCGAGGUGGAGGACGGCUCUGGGCCUAAACGUGUGGAAGAUAAUGAGAGGGAGAUCGUCCAGUACAGCUACUCCUUCUUCCACUUCAUGCUCUUCCUCGCCUCGCUAUACAUCAUGAUGACACUCACUAACUGGUACAGUCCUGAUGCCGAUUACAGCACCAUGUCCAGUAAGUGGCCGGCGGUCUGGGUAAAGAUCUCGUCCAGCUGGGUGUGUCUCUCAAUGUACGUCUGGACACUGAUCGCUCCGAUGAUCUUCACUAACCGAGACUUUAUGUAGUAGUUUAUCCCACAACCUUCAGCAUCUUCAGCAUCUCUACAGCCUUCACCACUAAACACACCAGGUCAGGAGUUACUCACCACUGUCCCAAAUAUAAAGGUGUUUAUAAUACUGUAUAAUGGGGCUUAUAUUUUAUAAAAGGUUGUGUUAAAAUGACCAUAGAAUGUGUAACACUGAACAUACUGCAUAGCUGGAUGCUGCCUUUACUCCGAACAGAGAUUUCUUAGUGUCUUUACUGAACCGGGUUUAGCACUAAAUGUAUUGUUUAAAAGUUUGGAAUCAUGUCUUAUUUAAAUGUAUAUUUAUUUUUUUAUAUACAUUUACAAAAUAUAUACAAUAUUAAUUGCAUUAAAUUACAUAACUUAAGCCAGACAGCAAAAAGCAAAUUCAAUAUUUAAAGAAUUUCUGUUACAGCAAGAAAGAUAUAUGCAUUUUGGUUUUUAUUGUCCUUCUAUAAAACUUGUGUGGCAUGCUUAUGUUAUGCAAAUAAAAAAAGCAGAUUUUAUAUAUAUUUUAUAUCAUCAUAAAUACUGAUUCUCAACUUUUAAAUAGUAGCAUUAUUAAAACAAAAGACUUUUUUAUAUGUUCAGACUAGUCUGUUCAGUGCACCGAUUAUGCAAACCUUUGGGCACCAUGUUUAUUUAAAGUGAAAAUAAGAGAACAAAUCUAUAAUUUUAUGAUAAAUUAUAAUUUCUGCACACUUAUUUUAGGCCCUAUUUUAGUGACCUAUAGGCAAGCUGUCAACUGCAUACCCUGCAGCUUGAUUUAGGGCGUUAGUAUGUCUUUGCUAUCGUAACAACCUGAAAAGUACACCUUGCGGGGCUCGAAACAUGCAAAAGGCAUGUACUAAUUCUCUUAAUUAAUCAUGGGUGUGUUUUGGGCGUAACAUGAAAUAAACCAAUCAGUGUGGCACUUGCCAUUCUCUUCAAGAGCCAGGUGCGCUCUGACAUCACCUCGCGCUGCUGCUAUUUAAUCAGGUGGAAAACGUUAGAAAUAGACUGUUGAAAGGGGAUAAGAUAAGAUAACAAUGAGCAUCAUGAUGCACCUUAAUGUGUUUUUUGCUGCCGUAUUUUAAAUUCUUAAGCUACUAAACUCUAAUUUAACAGAAUGAAUGGGUGCCCAAAAAAUUUGUGUAAGACUGUGUACCAAAAAGCCUUAAAUGUUACAGUGCAUAUUAUGCAUGUGUUUUUUAUGUAUUGAAACAGUAUUGUUUAUUUGCAUUUUUUUUUCUUGCCAAAGAUUUAUAAAUUCUUAAACAUUUUGUAUCAGACUUUUGUUUCAGUAUCACUUUUAAAUACUUCCAGUAAGGUGAACAGCCACAAAACCAUCAGCACUAUUAAUCUGACUGUUUGUUUGUUGUUAAUAAUAAUAUGAAUUAUAUAGCAAGAGUCUUCUGCUGCUGACGAUUAUCUCUAUCAGCUUUUUGUUUAAUCUGAGAUUAAAUCAAUUUAACUCUUUAAUGCCUCAAAGUUUCACCAAAUGCUUGUUUGUACCUUAAUUUACUUGUUACCUGGCAAAAGUCAAAGAGCAAACCCAUUAUUUAUUUCAUUUCCAGUCAAAACAUAUAUUAAAGUAUAUUUUAUUUUUCUUGCCAAAAUGUUUCUAAAAUGUUUCUGAAAAGACCAGAUAGGAAAUCGUUCAGUAGCAAAACCAAAAAUUACAGGCUUUCUUUUUGAGAAAAAAAAAGAAAAUCAAGCUCCAUUCUCGCUUCAGAUCUGAAAACGAUUUGAAAUCUGCAGGAGUUUAUGUCCUUCCUUUCACUGUGAUAAAAGGCUCAAGACUCUGACCUGAAUGUGAAACUGAUCAAAAAGCUUAAAGGCUCAUUUAUACUCAUUUAAAACAUACAAAAACGAACAUUUCCAUUUUCAUAGGUGUCAAAUAAAGUACAGAGUAGGAGAAACCUAUACUUAUAUACUGGAGUAAUUCUUUUUCAGACGACUUUUUACUUAUAGAUCUUACAUUUUCACACAAUCAACUGAACUUUCUACUUCUUACAUUUUAAAAAUAGCCUCAUUACUCCUAUUUUAUUUGUUUGUUUUCAUUCCAGUUUCUCAUCGUUCAAUAAAAACUAAACCUAUCCAGAUAAAUCUCUCCAUCCAGACAGAGAGAAUCUAAUUGUGGUUGGAUGGAGAGAAGUAUAAACAUAUACCAUUCCGACACCCUAUUGGUUUAUACUGUGAUCCAUCACCCCCCACACUCCAGCAAGAACAUAGCAGACAUAUGUAGCCUUGUAUGAAGAUGAUCCGUACAGAGAUUCGAGUGAAAUGUCCCAAAUAAGCUUCUGUAAUAUAUUUACAUUGUACUAAUAUACAUUCAUUUACAAUGGGAAGCCUAGUACAUCCAACAUUUUACACCAUUAAUAUUUUAUUAUAACAUUAUAGGCAUUAUGUCUUUUAGAAACAUGUGUUUUGUGGAGGGGGUAGAGCAAUGUAGGCUCCUGUGGUGCCGCCUAAGCUUUUGUCCUUAAUGGCAUUUUCCCCUUACAUUACUUUUACUUUUACUGGUUUUAAAACCAGUACUUUUACACUUUAACUUAAGUAAAAAACUUGAGUUAAUAUUUCAAUUUAUACAAAAAAUAUUUUGAACUCUAGUGUCUAUGUGAAUACUUUUCACACCUUUGUUUUUUUUAAUAGACCACUGAAGUCCUGCGUCAUUCUGUAGUGCUCGUAUGGCUUCCGUGUCCAAUCGGUUUUUCCCUAUGAGAAAAAAUAAUGUUUUUUGUAAAAACCCGCCUCUGUCACAUUCUGUGGUAAAUAAAUCUGUUCAUACCCCUGUA
Molecule: messenger RNA, 4416 nt
Organism: Astyanax mexicanus (Mexican tetra)
Lineage: Eukaryota; Metazoa; Chordata; Actinopteri; Characiformes; Acestrorhamphidae
Gene: serinc3
Product: serine incorporator 1
Exons: 10
Coding region: 195-1640 (481 amino acids)
Cellular component (GO): membrane
Source: RefSeq, a predicted model, not a curated record